Messenger RNA from Leptonychotes weddellii (Weddell seal), 1213 nucleotides. NCBI's taxonomy places the organism in Eukaryota, Metazoa, Chordata, Mammalia, Carnivora, Phocidae. The record is from RefSeq and is a predicted model, not a curated record.
GGAGCCGGAAGUUAAGGCGGGGAGGGGCGGGGGGUGGAGGGAAAAGCAAGCCAGGAGGUUCUGCAGCCGCUUCUAGUAGUUUCCAGGCGCUGCCGGGCGGCUGGGACCAGGCGGUCCUGAGGCUGUGGCUGUGGCUGCUCGGGAGCUGGUGGCGGUGCGACAGGAGAGCCGAUGGCCAAGUGGGGUGAGGGCGACCCACGCUGGAUCGUGGAGGAGCGGGCGGACGCCACCAACGUCAACAACUGGCACUGGACAGAGAGGGAUGCUUCAAAUUGGUCCACGGAUAAGCUGAAAACACUGUUCCUGGCAGUGCGAGUGCAAAAUGAGGAAGGCAAAUGUGAGGUGACAGAAGUGAAUAAGCUUGAUGGAGAGGCAUCCAUUAACAACCGCAAAGGCAAACUUAUCUUCUUUUAUGAGUGGAGCAUCAAACUAAACUGGACAGGUACCUCUAAGUCUGGAGUGCAGUACAAGGGACAUGUGGAGAUCCCCAAUUUAUCUGAUGAAAACAGUGUGGAUGAAGUAGAGAUUAGUGUGAGCCUUGCCAAAGAUGAGCCUGACACAAAUCUCGUGGCCUUAAUGAAGGAAGAAGGGGUGAAACUUCUAAGAGAAGCAAUGGGAAUUUACAUCAGCACCCUCAAAACAGAGUUCACGCAGGGCAUGAUCUUGCCUACGAUGAACGGAGAGGCCGUAGACCCAACCGGGCAGCCAGCACUGAAAACUGAGGAGUGCAAGGCUAAGUCUGCUCCUUCAAAAACCCAGGCCAGACCUGUUGGUGUCAAAAUCCCCACUUGUAAGAUCACCCUUAGAGAAACCUUCCUGACCUGGCACUUUGCCACCAUCACCCUGACCUUCCUGGACAAGAACGGAGAGACGGAGCUGUGCAUGGAAGGCAGAGGCGUCCCGGCCCCCGAGGAGGAGCGAACGCGGCAGGGCUGGCAGCGGUACUACUUCGAGGGCAUCAAACAGACCUUCGGCUACGGCGCUCGCUUAUUUUAGGGCUGGCAGCAGUGGGCGGCCCGCCCCCUCAGGCCAGCCCUCUCCUGUUGGGGCUUGGGACUCCCAGGAUGGCACCAUCCCAACCACUAACUUGGGGCUGGGGCCCCUUCCCUCCACGUAUACCUGGGGUUUGUGCAUGUUUUCUGCUGGGUGGGAUCAGAGGGCGAUUUCUCUUUUAUGUGUACAUACGCUAAAUAAACGUAAUUUAAAAAACGUG